CAGAUUUUCAAUCAUCAUUUGGAUACCACAGGAUUCGUGAACAUUUCAGCUUUACUGAGAAGCAAUCAAAAUACGGACAUAUAAAUCGAUUAAAGAGAUAAUUGAAUAAAAUUGUAUGGAAUUCAUGUGAAGGAAUUUGAAAAUCAUAUGGAUAGGUGAAAAACUAUGUGCAUGAAGCAUAUUAAUAGGAUUAAAAUUUAGGCUAUAGACAAGGUGGCAUAUUGCCAGUGUACAUAGGAUACAUAGUAAGUCUGUAUAUUGCAACCACAAUGAAGGCAAUCAACAAACAUUAAUUGGUGAGGCCUCCGAAGGGCUAUUACAAACAAAAAUUGAAACUUUUAACAAAGUGCUCCACAUAAUGGCAUCUUACUCUGAUACGUGAUACUGAUAUUUCUAGCCAAGUACAACCAUGUCGGGUAGAGCACGGUCAAAGCGAAAACGAAACAAAAGUCGCAAUAAAACCAAAGGGAGAAAGUCCUACAGUGCAACACCAUCAUCAUGGGAUGAGGAUGAUAGCAGCUAUUCAUUUUCGCCACCAACUAAGCAGCAAAAUGUUGGAAAUGACGAUACAUUCUCAACACCUAUGACACAGAAUAAGCUGUCUACUAAACAUGAUGAUGAUGACACACAGAUACCAGACACUCAAAACAGCAGUGCCUCUCCAUCACUCAUUUCCACAGGAAGUACUACUCAACAAAAUGCUCCUAUUAAAACCAAAGUUUCUGAUGAGCAGAACCACAUUAACAAGCCAACAGUUCCUAAUAAAACUAGCCACCAAUCCAGCACGGCAGAAUCUUUACAAAAUGAAUUGUUACUGGAUGUCAAAGCCAAGCUCAUAAAGGCAGUUAAAGAGGAUCUAGUGCUUGCUGUUAGGGCUGAUAUUCUUCGUGAAGUAAAAGACAUAAAACGGCACAUCUUGAAUAUUGAGCAAAAAUUACAAGUGGAUCUGGAUGCUUUCAAGCAAGGCGCUCUUGCUUUUGAGCAUAAAAUCAACAAACAAGUUAAGGAGAUGGACAAUCGUAUGAGUCAGCUUGAAGCCUCUCAGAAUGCUGACAGAGGUGAGCGCCAAUUAGACGAUUUCCCCCAGACCGUAGCAUAA
Messenger RNA from Owenia fusiformis, 1099 nucleotides. Lineage: Eukaryota; Metazoa; Annelida; Polychaeta; Sabellida; Oweniidae. The record is from the annotation of a GenBank genome assembly.